This is a messenger RNA of Prunus armeniaca (apricot), 222 nucleotides long. The record is from the annotation of a GenBank genome assembly. Lineage: Eukaryota; Viridiplantae; Streptophyta; Magnoliopsida; Rosales; Rosaceae.
AUGGAAUUUCAUUCUUCAUGCGAUAGCCUUCUUGGCGUUGGUUACUGGGUUGGGCAUGAUCGUCAUGAAUUGCUUCCUCGGACUCCGCAUUGCUAUCUUCCUGACAAGGGCGCCGUGGGGGACGUCGUUCAUUACGCCCGUCUUCUCCUCUGUCUUCGUCUGGCUGUGCUUGGUUUCCCAAGGUCAGGAUCAUCUGAUGUAGACCCUCGAUUGUUGUAUUGA